Erythranthe guttata (spotted monkey flower) is the source of this 1181-nucleotide messenger RNA. RefSeq names its product cyclin J18 (gene CYCJ18). NCBI's taxonomy places the organism in Eukaryota, Viridiplantae, Streptophyta, Magnoliopsida, Lamiales, Phrymaceae. The record is from RefSeq and is a predicted model, not a curated record.
GCAUAUUGCAGCGGCAUUUCAACUGAUAGUUUUAAUAAACUAAUUGUAAAUUGAUUUUUCGUUUUAAGUUUUGAUCCAUAUCCCUCGGCUUAUGCUAUUGUUCCCUCCCGCACAUUCUUUCAGACACAACGCCAUGAAGAAGAAGAAGAAAGGACUCUGCCCAUGCGUGAGAUCCCGAGUGAUCGAGUUCCACAUUCAAUCAUCUCAGCUGCUGGAAGUUCUGCCAAUCGUCAAGUACUCGGCGUUAUCACUGUUCGCCGACCGCUUCUAUCCUGCUCUCUCCAGACUUGAAGAUAGCAGCGGCACAGAAAAUUGGCUUCUACGUCCAGUUGGAGAAAGUAAUCUGCAGCUAUUUGCCCUGGUUUCGUUAUGGGUAUCGAGCAAAGCACAUAAUACACCUCCCCUAUCUGUUAAAACCUUGAAAUCGUUAGCAGAUAAGUUUAUCAAGGAGCAGCAUUACACAAAGGGGGAUCUUUUGGAAGCUGAGAUGGUCUUCAUGCAGGUACUGGAAUUUGAGAUUGGAAUGUCAAAUAUUGCUUUUGUAUUCGUCGAAGAGCUUCUUAUUCAAUUGAAGGUAGUUGCCCGAGUUGGGGAGCACGUGAAAUUCGAAGCUUGUAUGGAUGUUAUGGAUCUGCUUUACGAAAAUGAAGAGACGUCAGUUCUUUACAGCUCUCCUCAGGCUCUAGCCGCAUCAAUAGUGGUUGUUGCUUAUGUCGUUACAGUACCUCCACAGAGGUGGGACUUUCCGGUUCUUCCUUGGGUAAAAUUUGUGACCUCAUGCAAAGAAGAUGAAAUUGUGGAUACUGUGAGAAUAAUCCUAAAGCAUGUAUUCGAACCGCAAGAGGAUUAAGGAUCAAACUACGGAUAUGGAUUUAUAUAUCUACUUGUGAAAGUUGGAAGGAGUUCGCAACUGUAGGAAGAACCAUUCAAAUCACUGGUGGGCCCACACAUGCAUAAUUUUCUGACCAUUUUGUCCUUUUGCUAGCUUGGUUUGAUGUUUAUCUUUUUCUAUGUUAACUUGUUUAAUGCACUUGUCUUCUGGUCUCAAUUUUUGCGGAUUAUAUAUAAGAUAAAAUUCAAUGGCCAACUGUCAUGUGUGAAAAAUCAUAUGCAUCUUCUCUUACUACUAUGGAUAUUUAUAUUUCUUAUGGGGGGACCACCACCAUAUUUUUCACAUUUUA